UCAAUAAGGUUCUGCUGAUUUAUUAGUUCCUCCAGGGGGCGGUAGAGCGUUAAAGAGCUCCUUCCAAACCUCCAAAGAAGAAUGGGAACUUUGCCUCAGUUCAGCCGGACCUGGAACCAGAAUGCCGACCCAGAUUGGCCCAGACAAGAGUUCUAGAUGAAGGCCGUGAUUCUCGCCGCGGGCUACGGAACCAGACUGCAGCGGGACGUUUCCUCCGACCGCAGCGGCAGGUUCGCUCACCUGGUCGGGGUUCCGAAGCCGCUGCUGCCGGUGGGCCGCAGCCCGCUGAUCAGCCGCUGGGUCCGGGCGCUGACCCGGUCUGGAACGGUGGACGGGAUCUACGUGGUGACCAACGCUCUCCACCAGGCUGCAUUCACCGUUUGGGCCACAGAGUUUCCAGAAGUGCAGAUUCUCAGCGAUGAGACGCGAAGCAACGAAGAGCGGCUCGGCGCCGUCGCCUGCCUGCAGCUGGUGGUGAAGCACUUCGGCAUCCAGGACGGCGUGAUGGUCAUUGGAGGCGACACGCUGUUCAGGGAGGACUUCAGUCUGGGCCGGGUCGCACAGAAGGUUUCUGAGCUGCAGGCAAAGAGCGCCGACAGCUGCCUGCUGCUGUGCUACCGCUGCAGGGACGAAGAAACCCAGAAGUACGGGAUCCUGGAGGUGGAUGAUGAUCUCCGGGUUCUCCGGAUGAAGGAGAAGCCGCGGCCUUCAGAGACCAAGUCCAGGAGAGCCUGUCCGUGUUUCUACGUGUUCUCCAAGGAGAGUCUUCCUCUGCUGGACGCCUUCCUGGAGGAGAAGAAGGACGCUCCGAUCGAAGAGCGCGACGCUCCGGGGAACUUUGUGUCGUGGCUCAUCCCGAGGAAGCCGGUUUUCACCCAUGAGAUCUCCGGACGCUUUGACGUGGGAAACCUGCCGUCUUACCUGGAGUGUGACGUUUACUUCAGCGAGAAGCUUCAGGACAACAAAUCGUUCAUGGUUUAAAGGAACCAACUUUUAAUAGGA
This is a messenger RNA of Poecilia latipinna (sailfin molly), 1002 nucleotides long. RefSeq lists its product as uncharacterized. The record is from RefSeq and is a predicted model, not a curated record. The coding region runs from base 157 to 981 and encodes 274 amino acids. Gene Ontology annotation, biological process: biosynthetic process. The transcript has 8 exons. Lineage: Eukaryota; Metazoa; Chordata; Actinopteri; Cyprinodontiformes; Poeciliidae.